Miniopterus natalensis is the source of this 521-nucleotide messenger RNA. Lineage: Eukaryota; Metazoa; Chordata; Mammalia; Chiroptera; Miniopteridae. The record is from RefSeq and is a predicted model, not a curated record.
AUGACAGCUUCAGACCCUCUCAGGGACUGCCAGGUGACGCUCAUCGGUGCUCUGACUGGACUGGGAAUUGCUGCCCUCGUUUUACUUGCCUUUGUCAUCAGCGUCUGUGUCCUUUGCUAUUUAUUUCUGUAUACAAAGCCUCAAAUGCUAGACACUGGCCUUAAACUUCAACACCUAGAGGCUUCUUCCACUCAAGAAGGCAACUCAAAUAGGAAAAUCAAAGCCCCCAAUUCAAAUGCAGCAUCAAAUUCAACGAAUGAAACAACCUAUGAAGCUAAUGAUAUAAAUCAAGAAAAAACAAUGGAUACAACACAAAUCAACAUUGCGUAUUAAAAAUCCUGUGUUGUAAAAGCUCACUGGAUGGAGCCAUAAAAAUAAAGAGUGCAUUUAAAAUACAGUUUGUAAUAAUACUUUUCAAAAAUUCGCCACUCACAAAGCAAAACACAGCUGCAUUUCUGAUCAUUCAAUAUUUUUAUUAAACACCCACUAAGGUUUUGACAGAUUUUCAUGUACAUAAGUUU